Messenger RNA from Callorhinus ursinus (northern fur seal), 2079 nucleotides. Lineage: Eukaryota; Metazoa; Chordata; Mammalia; Carnivora; Otariidae. The record is from RefSeq and is a predicted model, not a curated record.
AUGCCUUACCUCUAUCGGGCCGCAGGGCCCCAGAAGCACCCAGUUCCCAAGGAUGCCCGCAUCACCCACUCCUCAGGCCAGAGCUUCGAGCAACUGAGGCAGGAGUGCGUGCAGAAGGGCGUGCUGUUUGAGGAUGCAGACUUCCCAGCCAACAGCUCCUCUCUCUUCUAUAGUGAGAGGCCCCAGAUCCCCUUCGUGUGGAAACGGCCAGGGGAAAUAGUGAAAAACCCAGAAUUCAUUCUCGGAGGGGCCACCAGGACAGAUAUCUGCCAGGGGGAGCUUGGGGACUGCUGGUUAUUAGCUGCCAUUGCCUCCCUGACGCUGAAUGACAACGCUCUGGCUAGAGUCGUCCCCCAGGACCAAAGCUUUGGACGCGGUUAUGCCGGAAUAUUCCACUUCCAGUUCUGGCAGCACAGUGAGUGGCUGGAUGUGGUCAUCGAUGACCGGCUGCCCACCUUCAGGGACCGCCUGAUCUUCCUCCACUCCGCCGACCACAGUGAGUUCUGGAGCGCCUUGCUGGAAAAAGCCUAUGCCAAGCUGAAUGGGAGCUAUGAGGCUCUGAAGGGGGGCAGCACCAUCGAGGCCAUGGAAGACUUCACCGGGGGUGUAGCAGAGACCUUUGCAACUAAAGAGGCUCCAGAGAACUUCUAUGAGAUUCUAGAGAAGGCCUUGAAGAGGGGCUCUCUGGUGGGCUGCUCCAUUGAUAUCAGAAAUGCUGCAGAAUCUGAAGCCCGGACACCUUUUGGUCUCAUUAAGGGCCAUGCCUACAGUGUGACAGGAAUUGACCAGGUAAACAUCCGAGGCCAGAAAAUGGAGCUCAUCAGAGUCCGGAACCCUUGGGGUCAGGCUGAGUGGAACGGGUCCUGGAGUGACAGUUCCUCCGAGUGGUGUUCCGUUGGCCCAGCCGAGCAAAAGCGCCUGUGUCACACGGCUCUCGACGACGGGGAAUUCUGGAUGGCAUUUAGGGACUUCAAGGCCCACUUCGACAAAGUGGAAAUCUGCAACCUCACUCCUGACGCCCUGGAGGAGAAUGCUCUCCACAAGUGGGAGGUGACGGUCCAUCAAGGAAGCUGGGUGCGGGGCUCCACGGCCGGGGGCUGCCGCAAUUUCCUGGAUACCUUCUGGACCAAUCCACAAAUAAAAUUGUCCCUGACUGAGAAAGAUGAGGGGCAGGACGACUGCACUUUCCUCGUAGCCCUAAUGCAGAAAGAUCGAAGGAAACUCAAGAGGUUUGGAGCCGACAUGCUGACCAUUGGCUACGCCAUUUACCAGAGCCCCGGCAAAGACGAACACCUGAACAAAGACUUCUUCAGGUACAACGCUUCCCAGGCCAGAAGCAAAACGUUCAUCAACCUGAGAGAAGUCUCCGACCGCUUCAAGCUGCCCCCUGGGGAAUACAUCCUGAUUCCCAGCACUUUUGAGCCCCAUCAGGAAGCUGAUUUCUGCCUGAGGAUCUUUUCAGAGAAGAAAGCCAUCACCCAGGACAUGGACGGGGACGUGGACAUCGACCUUCCGGAGCCUCCGAAGCCGACUCCAACUGGCCAGGAGACAGAGGAGGAACUGCAGUUCCGGGCCCUGUUUGAACAAGUUGCGGGUGAGGACAUGGAGGUGACAGCAGAGGAACUGGAAUAUGUUUUAAAUGCUGUGCUGCAAAAGAAAAAGGACCUCCAAUUCAAGAAGCUAAGCCUGAUUUCCUGUAAAAACAUCAUUUCUCUAAUGGAUACCAGUGGCAACGGGAAGCUAGAGUUCGGGGAGUUCACAGUGUUCUGGGACAAGCUGAAGAAGUGGACAAACCUUUUCCUUCAGUUCGACACUGACAAGUCGGGCACCAUGUCCUCCUACGAGCUGCGGAGCGCCCUGAAAGCUGCAGGCUUCCAGCUGAGCCAUCACCUCCUGCAGCUGAUCGUGCUCAGGUACGCGGACGAGGGGCUCCAGCUCGGCUUCGAUGACUUCCUCAACUGCCUCGUCCGGCUGGAGAACGCGAGCCGGGUGUUCCAGGCUCUCAGCACAAAGAACAAGGACGAGGAGUUCAUUCAUCUCAACAUAAACGAGUUCAUAAACUUGACAAUGAACAUCUGA